AAGUAAUUCUUGUUGGUGUGGAAAUUUGUGUGUGUGUGUGUGUGUGUGUGGGUGGGUGGGUGGGUGUGAUCUGCCACCGGCAGGAGCUAGCCAUCCACGAAGGAGCUGAGGUGUCUUAAUGAUGGAUAAAAAGCGCAAGGCAGGAGCACGUGGUCCUGGUGUUCAAGAGGAGGUCGCCCUUAACAGUGUAGGCGAUGUUCCAAAGCGAGGAGGAAAGAAGGGAGGACUCGCAUCUUCCCUUCCCGGGCCCGAUCCUCAAAUGCCGAAGGAGAAAGUAAAGAGUGGUGGCAAGGUAGGAAACAUGGCAUCUGGCAAGUUGGCUCGGGCAGCUCAUCAGGGUAUGGUACCCAGAUCUGCUAGUGUGACCCCAACACCGUCCUCGUUGACAGAUCAUGGUCAGCAGCCAGCACUAGUGUCACCUGUUGCAACGGCACCGAAUGCACCUCUGGGACUGAAAGCCGGCGGACGGGAUGGAGGUGGGAAAGGAGGGAUGAAUCCUCGGGAUGGAGGGCGUGGAGAUGAUGCAAGGUGGCACAGUCAGAGGCGGACAGGAGGCACAAAGGAUGGAGCGAACGCUGGGAGGAUGAGGAAAAGUCUUCCUGACGGGUUGUGUCAAAAUGGGUAUGUACGGGAAGGAAGUGAUCCCGGCGUACCUGAUAAGAACGCCAGCAAGGGGUCGGGUGAUCGAGACCCAGCCGGGGCAAGAGAAGGUUUGUGGCCUCCUCGAGACGUCAGACUUCCACAGGAGGAUGGUGAUGAUUUAGUGUUUCAGGAAAGGAGUGGAGGACACACGAGGGAGAUGGCGUCAACCGGGUACCGGAAGGGGUACGGAAGGGUGGGUGAGGCUGAGACCGCGGUAAAGAUGAUGAAUGGAGGGGCGGCUUCCAACUCCGCGCCGAGAACGAAGUUGCAGAAUGGACGACAUGGCAGUGCCCGUAAUGUGAAUGCUGGUGCACAUGGAGUUGUGUAUGGUGAUGGAAGCGGCGGCAGAGCAGAGGCGAGGGAACGAUAUCUUGCUGAUCAAGGGACUAUGUGUGAUGGUGGGGGAAAGCAGCAGUUGGGGAUUGGGCAAAGAGUGGGAAAAGGCGUGAAUAUGCCCAAUGUAGGUGAGGCGGCAAGGGAGGAACCAAAAAUGGCGGAAGAGAUGGGAAAGGAUGGAGAGGCAAGUAGCGAGGAAAGGUAUAAGGACGAGUCGGCGUCGGCAGGUGGGCUGGAAGACGAAGGGGAGGAGGAUGAGGGUGGAGAGGACUUGGAGGAGGAGCAGACGGAGGACGAGAGGUUGGUGGAGGAGCGUGCUGGAAGUGAAAAUGAAACUCUGGAGAGCGUGCCGAAGCGGAGGCGACAAGACGGGGAAGAGCGCGAUAUGGGAGAUGGAAACCAACCUGCUGAGGCCAAUGGCUAUGCUGGUGAGGAGGAACGAGAGUGCGAGGGCACAGUAGAUCCGGAGAGCGAGCGGCGGCAGAAGAAGGUUCUCCGGAGGUGGCAAUUGCAUGGGUACCGUGCAGUCCUGGGCGCAUUCCACUCCACGGGUCCAACUAUCACAUGGCACCAGGAGUACUUGUUGACGGAGCUUCGGUGCGAGUUGGCGAUAACGAAUGAAACUCACUCCCGGGAGCUCAGGAGGCUCAACGUAGGGGGUCUGCUUGAUCGGGCCCCUGAGCAGAUCAGAGAUAGGGAAAGAGAGAGGGCAGAGGAUGGAGCUGGGUGUGGGCGGAACGGGGUUCAUAAGGUUGAUCCCGCGGCCGAACCGUCUGCUUCAGAUCAUGCGGUUGAGCAGUCGGGAAGUCAAGAGAGUGAGAGGAGUGGCGAAUGAUGCAACCGACUCUCUUUCUUGGUGACAAUUGCAAGGUGUUGCGUGCUUGUCUCAGCGUCCGAUCGGCACACUGUUGCAUCAUGGAGGAGGUGUCCCUGCUCUGUCUAUCUGUAGCGAACGAGUGGAGGGUUGUCUGACGCUGUUUAUCUGUAGCGAACGAGUGAAGGGUGGCCUGACUGUCUUUGUACACAUGUGCGCUUGGGUGUGCAGAUGUUUCCGUGGCACAGCCACUCCCAAGGACGAAGAGCAAUCGGAGAAGAAUGUGGCGAAAAGAUGUGGUGUUGAAUCAGUUGUGCGUUUUUGGCAGGCAGGAAGGACGGACAGGGAGUCGAGGAUUGGAGCAGCAGAAAUAGGACGGGGAGCGGAGGGCAGAGUCGGCCUUUACGUGUCCAGCUAGUGAGUGCGUUUACAAACAACACAGUGCAUAUCUGCUGUGGCAGGAGUGAAUCUGGACGGGCCUUGUGUCUGGGGUCAUUGUGCCCUCUAUGCUUUCGCCCUUGUGCUUUGUUAUGCGUUGUCUGCUAGGGCGUUCGAUGUUCCACUGUGUGACAACUUUUGUGUUUGGGUCUCGCCCCGCUGCACAGCACUCUGUAUGUAUCUGGCGCUCAUAAUUGUCUCGAUAAAUUCAAAAUGUUGGACUCGUCUGAAUGCACCUGGUUCAGAUAGCGUCCAAAUGCAUGUAGAAUGUUGAGUAUAGGAGCGGGGCCCUUUUUGUUUGCUAAAUGGCCACGCAUAUCAUCUCUUCUGUCUCGAUGGGCUUGACCUGCUCCGAUUGGCAGCCAGGCCAGGGAGUGGUAGAUAACGGGUCUCACUCCACUGCUCUCCACAUGCACAAAAGACGAAAACUAUGGCGGUGUAUCUUUCCAUCUUCUAGCGGAGUAUUCAGUGUCAUUUUGCACAUUUGGAGAGUAAUGGAGCGAGGCCCAACAUGCCAUGGCCAUGUGCAAAGUGAGAGAUGAGAAAGCCCAAAUUCGACAUAAGACAAGGAAGGCACCGUGGAUGUACAGUGUGUGAUGCAGAUGCAGAGCAAGUUUUGAUUUCUAAAUAAUAAAUAUUUUUUAAAUGA
Molecule: messenger RNA, 2879 nt
Organism: Chara braunii
Lineage: Eukaryota; Viridiplantae; Streptophyta; Charophyceae; Charales; Characeae
Source: the annotation of a GenBank genome assembly